AUGCCUCUCGACACCUCCACGUACUCCAUGGCGCUGCUGCGCGUCGACGGCCGCCGCUGGAACGAGCUCCGACGUCUGCACGCCCAGAUCCGCACGCAGGAUGCCGCCGACGGCUCCAGCUACCUCGAGAUGGGACACACCAAGGUCAUGUGCGUCGUGACGGGUCCGACCGAACCCCAGCGUCGUGGAGGUGCGGGCGGUCAGACCAAGGAAGCUGCCGUCAAUGUCAACAUUGUCGUUGCCGGCUUCAGUUCGGUUGAUCGCAGGAAGCGCGGUCGCAAUGACAAGCGUAACCAGGAGCUCGAAGCCACCAUCGCCAAGGCUGUCUCGGCGAACCUUCACACCCAUCUCUUCCCUCACAGCAGCAUUUCCAUUUCGCUCCACGUGCUGUCGCAGGAUGGCUCCCUGCUGGCUGCACUCCUCAAUGCUUCGACUCUGGCUCUCAUCGAUGCGGGUAUCCCCAUGACCGACUACAUUGCCGCAUGCACUGCAGGCUCGACAUCGACCUACGCUGCCGCCGACGAUGGCGCCGACCCGCUGCUGGAUUUGAACACACAGGAGGAGCAAGAGCUGCCGUACUUGACGGUGGGAACUCUGGGCUUGACGGACAGAGUUGCGGUGUUGGUGUGCGAGAGUCGCGUGCAGGUCAGCCGUCUGGAGGGCAUGCUUGCUGUUGGCGUGGAUGGUUGCAAGCAGGUGCGGCAGUUCAUGGACCGAGUGGUGAAGGAAAAGGGCAGACAGAUGGUGCAAGAAGGUACUGUUGAAAGAGGAACUGGCUUGGACUUGGAGAUGGAGUCAUAA
Molecule: messenger RNA, 801 nt
Organism: Colletotrichum karsti
Lineage: Eukaryota; Fungi; Ascomycota; Sordariomycetes; Glomerellales; Glomerellaceae
Product: putative 3' exoribonuclease
Exons: 2
Coding region: 1-801 (266 amino acids)
Biological process (GO): poly(A)-dependent snoRNA 3'-end processing; nuclear mRNA surveillance; rRNA catabolic process
Cellular component (GO): nucleolus; cytoplasmic exosome (RNase complex); nuclear exosome (RNase complex)
Source: RefSeq, a predicted model, not a curated record